This is a messenger RNA of Pipistrellus nathusii (Nathusius's pipistrelle), 600 nucleotides long. Lineage: Eukaryota; Metazoa; Chordata; Mammalia; Chiroptera; Vespertilionidae. The record is from the annotation of a GenBank genome assembly.
AUGCAUACAGAUAGCUAUGGGACUGAAUCAGCAGCAAUAGGCAGAGGCAGCAGUGUGACUGGACCAGCAGUAGUUAUAGACAGCAAUGUGCUUGAACCAGCAAUAGAUACAGAAGAUGACCAUGUGAAUGAUAUAGCACUAGAUUUAGCUGAGAAUGUCAUCGCUGCUGCUCUUAAUAUUGUGGAAGAAGAUGAUGAAUACACCAUCAGAAACAUUAACUGGCUCACACAUGGUGAAUUCACACCAGAAAAGUGCCGUAGACAAAUCGAAGACUUCGUUACGAGUUGGGAGUAUCAAGAACGUUGGGUUCACUACACAAAGUUGAUAGAGAUAAGAGACCUGGUUCACAGCUUCCACUACAUCUACUCUGUACGCUGGAGUGUCCCAACUUCUCAGACACCCACGGCAUUCAGCUCUGCCUUUGCCUUCUUCACCGUCAAGUUCAACAAAAACAAACCUCCGGAUGCACCCAUUGAAAUCUCUUAUAGCUUUGAAGGACAGUCACUAAUAUACAGACCAGGAACGACUCGCUUUCGAGAAAAUUGGGUGAAGGAAAUGGUUGUGGCCAAACAUAAUAUAAUGAAGUCAUUUCCCUUCUAA